This is a messenger RNA of Belonocnema kinseyi, 851 nucleotides long. RefSeq lists its product as uncharacterized. The transcript is spliced from 3 exons. Lineage: Eukaryota; Metazoa; Arthropoda; Insecta; Hymenoptera; Cynipidae. The record is from RefSeq and is a predicted model, not a curated record. The coding region runs from base 78 to 635 and encodes 185 amino acids.
GCACACUCCUCAUCAGCUGUUAAAAAAACUAGAGUAGUCAGAACACAUGUAUUAGUAAACAAACCAAAUUAAAAAAAAUGUCAGGUCAAUUAAAAUAUAAAAAUAAAUUUAUCAAAAAGAAUGUUUUGGAAAAACGUUUAAAAAGUUUUGCAGCUAUGCGUGCAGGCCGCAUAGCUAAAAGAAUAAAAGCCAGCGCUUCUUCAAAUAAUGUAUCUGGGCGACGUAUUGUUGAAUUAGAUACCCUCGCCGAUAAUUUAGAAUGUCAUAAGUGUGGCAAAGAGCUUUCUUUAAAAAAUAUAGUUGACGAGACGCACUCAGGUUUGAACUCGAUUCUGCAUAUUGUAUGCUGUCAGUGCUCUGAAUUAACCAAAGUUUCCACAGGAAAAACACAUACCACUGAAAACAAUCAUAAACACUCGGACAUAAAUACAAAAGUUGUAUUCGGAGCCAUUCAUUCAGGAAUUGGUUGCGUCGGAUUAAACAAAUUAUUAUCUUGUUUAAGUAUUCCCACGAUAUCUGAAGAUUUGUAUAAGCAAUAUGAAAGCGAAAUAGCGCCAGUACUCGAAGAAGUUGCAAAAGAGUCUAGCGAGAAAGCUGCUGAAGAAGAGCGACCAGUUGGUUCUAAAACAAGCUGAUAAAUUACAUCAGGAAUUGAGGCAUCACAAAAUCGAAAGAUAUGAAGGAAUUCUGCCAGAUUAACAGUCUUUUAUGCAGAAGAAAAAUGUAUCGAUGAUAAAAUUCCUUGUGAGUACAAAAGUGAAGAUGGAAUCUCUACAAUUAAUUUAAGUUCAUGAAGGGAAAAAAAAUUUCUAGUGUAAUUAAGUUAUUGAAAUAUACAAGCUAUUUUUUGA